AUUUCUUUUGUGUUUUACAUUUUUAUUUUGCUAUUAAAGAUCUCAAUCUUCAGAGCAGUAGGUUUGACAAAUAUGUAGAUUAAAAACCAUUUCAUUCGAACUUGCGGCUCGACUGAUGUAAACAAAUGCCAACAAUGCAAGAAGCAGUGUUUGAAUUGAAAUGUGCCUCACAGAACUAUCAUUGGGGUAAAGUGGGAAAGACCAGUGAAGUGGCAAGUCUUCUUAGUAGUGGUGACUCAAGUUUUGUUGUGGAUGACCAAACAAGAUAUGCUGAGUUAUGGAUGGGAACACAUCCAAAUGCACCUUCAUUAAUUGUGGUCCAAGGGAAGACUAGUAAAGCACUGAGUGAAUGGGUGUCAGAAAAUCUAGACAAGUUGGGCAACUCUGUCAAAGAAACAUUUGCUGGUUCUCUCCCUUUUUUGUUCAAAGUUCUCUCAGUUGACAAAUCACUGUCAAUACAGGCACAUCCAAAUAAGAGGCAUGCUGAAGAGUUACAUAAAAAGGACCCAAAGAACUACAAGGAUCCCAAUCACAAACCUGAAAUGGCUAUUGCCCUGACUGACUUCACUGGACUGUGUGGUUUCCGGCCAGUCUCAGAGAUAGCAAAGUUUGUCGAAGAAAUCCCGGAAUUGAGGGCUGUGAUUGGUCAAGAGAAUGGUGACAAGAUGGUGUCAGCUAGCCAAUCACAGGACAGUAAUUUACAGGAAGCAGCUCUGAGAUCAUCAUUCUCCACCCUGAUGAGACAGGACAAAGAUCUGGUACAAGCUGAGUUGAAAAAACUUGUUGAUCGAGUCAAAUCUAUAAAAAAUUCCGGAGAAGAUAUAAGUGGUUGUGUUGGCGACAUAUUACUGAAACUGGACAAGGAAUUCCCAGGGGAUGUUGGUGGCUUUUCCAUUUAUUUCCUCAAUGUAAUGAGAUUGCGUAAAGGAGAUUCAAUUUUCCUGGAAGCAAAUCUGCCACAUGCUUAUCUUUCAGGAGACUGUAUGGAAUGUAUGGCUUGUUCAGACAAUGUCGUACGUGCAGGACUCACACCUAAGUUCAUUGAUACUGAAACUCUGAUUGAAAUGUUGAACUAUAACGGUAAACCUGCACAAGACAAUAUAUACCAGCCGACAAACCUAGUGGAAAAUGGAUGCAAUGUCAGAAAAUUUAAACCUCCUAUUCAAGACUUUGCUGUCACUGAAAUAAGUGUACCUGCUGGUUUAAAAUCUACAACCCUCCCUGCCAUGAGUAGUGCAAGUAUUGUAAUUUGUAUAGAGGGCGCUGCAAGUCUAAACAACCAAUCACUGACACAGUCCAUACAGGUGCAGCGUGGGACAGUUCUUUUUAUAUCAGCCAAUGAGGAGGCUGCUUUAGAAGUAUCUUCUGCAAAUGGAAUGUUGUUAUAUCGGGCACAUGCUGGUUGUUAGUUUGAUAAAAAAAGAUUGGGGAAAAAAUAUUUUAAUUUUAUUUAUACAAAAGAUGCAUUUAUAUAUACAAAAUCCAUGACCUUUUGCAUAAAGAUUUAUUUAUGCCAGUUUUUGGACUCUACAGGAAUUUGUCACUAGAUGGUUUUAUGUCAUUCUAUGCUAGCUAAAAUUAGCAUAUUAAAAAAAUCAUUAGAAAGCCAUACUUAUAAGAAAUCCUAAUUGAAUAUUUAAUUAAACAUGUUACUCAAGAAUAGCAUAUAUCUUUACAUAUGAUAUAACUAUUUAUAUAACAAUGCAAGUAAUUGCUAUUUUACUAACAGGAUUUUGCAUAUACAUUGUAAUUUGUAUGCCGGAAAGCAUAAUACUGUGACCGAGAGCUAAAUUUGGCCUUUUUGGCAUUACAAGACAAAAUUGCUGACUUGUAAUCUUUUCAUUUGCAUAAUAAAUUACAUAAAAUAUUAUUUAUGCAUAAUGUAGGGAGCUUAAAAUGCUCUCUCCCUCUGUAAAGUGUGUUUCUUACUUACCGUAAAGUUACUGUUUACAGUUUCAAUUCAGCUUAGUUGCUUGCCUUUAAAACUUAUAUUUUUGAACAAAAUUUGUUUGAAAGGUCAUUUAAUGAUUAUCUUAUGAUAAGGUUUUCAUGAUUUUAGGAUACAUGUAGAUAUAUUUUCUUCGUGUUGAAUUUAUAAACAAUUAAAUUUCCUCUAUUUUUGGAUUGUUGCUUUAGUUUUCUUCAUAUAUUUGAUAAAAAUAUAAUUUUGAUGGCUAAGAACUCGUUGCAAAUAUUCUUAAGGGUUAUGGACCUGGAUGAAUUGUUUAACAUUGCCUGAUAACGAAUAAUAUUGUUAUAACCUGAAACCACUCCUUUUCAGCAAUUUUCAGAUACCUUUUUUAGCUCACCUGUCACAAAGUGACAUGGUGAGCUUUUGUGAUCGCUUUUCGUCCGGCGUCCGUCCGUCCGUCGUCCGUCCGUAAACUUUUACUUUAAAUGACAUCUCCUCAUAUUUCAUCCAAACUUCACAGGAAUGUUCCUUUGGUGGUCACCUUUAAAAAUUGUUCAAAGAAUUUAAUUCCAUGCAGAACUCUGGUUGCCAUGGCAACCAAAAGAAAAAACUUUAAAUAUCUUCUUUUAAAAAACCAUAAGAGCUAGAGCUUAGAUAUUUGGCAUGAAACAUCUUCUAGUGAGUGUCUACCAAGUUUGUUCAAAUAAAAGCCCUGGGGUCAAAAUUGGCCCCGCCCCGGGGGGUCAUUGAUUUUCCCUAUAUGCAUAUAGUAAAAACUUAAAAAAUCUUCUUUCAAAGAACCCAAAGAGCUAGAGCUAAGAUAUUUAGCAUGAAACAUGUUCUUAUGGAUGUCUACCAAGUUUGUUCAAAUAAAAGCCCUGGGGUCAAAAUUGGCCCCGCCCUGGGGGGGUCAUUGAUUUUCCCUAUAUGCAUAUAGUAAAAACUUAAAAAAUCUUCUUUUAAAGCACUCAAAGAGCUUUGGCUAAGAUAUUGAGCAUUUUACAUGUUCUAAUGGGUGUCUACCAAGUUUGUUCAAAUAAAAGCCCUGGGGUCAAAAUUGGCCCCGCCCCGGGGGGUCAUUGAUUUUCCCUAUAUGCAUAUAGUAAAAACUUAAAAAAUCUUCUUUCAAAGAACCCAAAGAGCUAGAGCUAAGAUAUUUAGCAUGAAACAUGUUCUUAUGGAUGUCUACCAAGUUUGUUCAAAUAAAAGCCCUGGGGUCAAAAUUGGCCCCGCCCUGGGGGGUCAUUGAUUUUCCCUAUAUGCAUAUAGUAAAAACUUAAAAAAUCUUCUUUUAAAGCACUCAAAGAGCUUUGGCUAAGAUAUUGAGCAUUAAACAUGUUCUAAUGGGUGUCUACCAAGUUUGUUCAAAUAAAAGCCCUGGGGUCAAAAUUGGCCCCGCCCCGGGGGUCAUUGAUUUUCCCUAUAUGCAUAUAGUAAAAACUUAAAAAAUCUUCUUUUAAAGAACCAAAAGAGUUAGAGCUAAGAUAUUUAGCAUGAAACAUGUUCUAAUAAGUGUCUACCAAGUUUGUUCAAAUAAAAGCCCUGGGUUCAAAAUUGGCCCCGCCCCGGGGGGUCAUUGAUUUUCCCUAUAUGCAUAUAGUAAAAACUUAAAAAUCUUCUUUUAAAGAACUCAAAGAGCUAUGGCUAAGAUAUUUAGCAUCAAACAUGUUCUAAUAAGUGUCUACCAAGUUUGUUCAAAUAAAAGCAGUGGGGUCAAAAUUGGCACCGCCCAGGGGGUCAUUGAUUUUCCUUAUAUGUGUAUAGCAAAAACUUAAAAAAUCUUCUUUGAAAAAAACCAAAUAGCUAGAGUUAAGAUAUUAAGCAUGAAACAUCUUUUAGUGAGUGUCUACAAAGUUUGUUCAAAUAAAAGACCUGGGGUCAAAAUUGGCCCCGCCCCGGGGGUCAUUGAUUUUCUUUAUAUGUGUAUAGCAAAAACUUAAAAUCUUCUUUGAAAAAACCCAAAUAGCUAGAGUUUAGAUAUUAAGCAUGAAACAUCUUCUAGUAAGUGUCUAAAAAGUUUGUUCAAAUAAAAGCCCUGGAGUCAAAACUGGCCCGGCCCCAGGGGUGUCAUUGUUUUUUAACUAUAUGUGUAUAGUAAAAACUUUAAAAAAUCUUCUUUUAAAAAGCCCAAUGAGCUAGAGCUUAGAUGUUUAGCAUGAAACAUCUUCUUAUGGGUGUCUACCAAGUUUGUGCAAAUAAAAGCCCUUGGGUUAAAUUGGCCCUGCAACGUUGGGGGGGGGGGGUUGGGGGGCCUAUAUACAAGUGAGCGACCUCAGUGUGUUUUCCAUUGUGACGUCAUGAUUUGAUAAUAUUAUAUAAUAUGUUGUCUUAAAUGCAUGUUCAUUAGGGUCCGUAAUCCUGAAAUGACCUUUUAUAAAAAAAAAAAAAUUGUUAUGGUAUACUUUAUCUAUACUUUUUAAGCUUUAUCUUAUUUCUCGGGUCAAGUACACUGUAUAAAAUGACAACAGAAGGGUUUUUUUAUCGCAUGUUACUAUCAAAACCAGAAAACACAAAAAAGCUAUGCUGUUUGAAGGGUAUUUUUAUAUAACUUAAACUUUUGUAAUAUAUACAGCUUCCGUGACAUUUUUUCGAAAGACAGACAAUUGGUCAAAUCCAACAAUACCUAAUGGUACAUAUAUCUCAUUUAAAACUAGAUAUGCCGUGUGUUUAAGAAAUAUUGUGUUGUUUUUUUACAUUCACAGUCCCGGUUUUGUGCAAUGCUUGUGUGAAGAAAAACCACUUUGUCUUCCAAAUAUAUUCAAGAUAAAUUGUUGUUUUGUUUGAACUGAUAAAGCUGUUAUUUAUAAAAUGUUAAUAUAGUUUAGAUGACUUUAUGAAAUAAAGAUAUGAGGUUGAAAU
Messenger RNA from Ruditapes philippinarum (Manila clam), 4771 nucleotides. RefSeq names its product mannose-6-phosphate isomerase-like. Gene Ontology annotation, molecular function: zinc ion binding; mannose-6-phosphate isomerase activity. The record is from RefSeq and is a predicted model, not a curated record. Lineage: Eukaryota; Metazoa; Mollusca; Bivalvia; Venerida; Veneridae. The coding region runs from base 126 to 1409 and encodes 427 amino acids. The transcript is spliced from 8 exons. Gene Ontology annotation, cellular component: cytosol. Gene Ontology annotation, biological process: carbohydrate metabolic process; GDP-mannose biosynthetic process.